AUGAUAGAGUGUUGUUUGAUGGGUUGCGGUUUGAUGAUCGGGGGUUUUCCUGGAUAUUUAAUGGCAGAGGCAGCAGCUAGUGCUCUCUUAACACCUGAUGAAGAGCAUAUUAAAAGGAAAGAACUUGCUCAAAUUGAAGAAUACAAUCAAGAUGACCGAAUUGCUAUAAGAAAUAAAUGGACCCAACUGAGAAACUACUGGCAACAUCACACAAAAUAUUAUUUAAACAAACAAAAAGGAUUAUUGGGAAAAGAAAGCAUUAAAAAAUAUGAGAAACAGGAAAUUAUCAAAAAAUGGGAACAAGCUCGUAAAUAA
This is a messenger RNA of Diversispora eburnea, 315 nucleotides long. NCBI's taxonomy places the organism in Eukaryota, Fungi, Glomeromycota, Glomeromycetes, Diversisporales, Diversisporaceae. The record is from the annotation of a GenBank genome assembly.